UCCAGUUUUAUUCCUGUUUUAAUGCUGUUUUUUUGCUGUUGUAGGCAUUAUAAUUGUUAUGAAGACGGCGCAAAGAAAUUUACCCCGGGUUUUAGGCUAGGUGUUGAUUAUGUUGAGGAUAAAACUUGGUUUUACCAUUUGGCCACAUGCGACAUGUUUAUGAACGACUCGCAUAUGAACACCAUAUUCUAUUACCUUCGGAAAAAAGGUAAGUAUUCUUCCGCUGUGACGUUGAAUUUCGCAACCACUGAUUGUCUUUUUGAUGAUUCCAUCCAAGCAUUGUACCACAAAUUUAACAAGGCCAAGUCAAUGAAGACUAAGAUGUCACACAUUCACGUCGCCCACCCAAUUGCGCAUUAUAUCCGAGGUAUGCGCAUUCCCUGUUCCAAGCCUUGGUAUGAAGCCGAUCACGUGCUUUUCAUCAUCAAUUUAAGAAGGGAAAGUCAUUGGGUUUUUGGGCGUCUUGACGUGCACGAAAGGACGUUAUUUCUGUACAAUUCUUUGAGAACCGCGAAGAUGAAUGCCGCAGCUAGGAAUGCGAUGAAGGCUUAUUCCGUGUUGUUGCCUUUGUUUUUCGAUUUACUUGGGUUACGGAAGAAUAGAGCACAAGUUCUCGCCUCGCAUAUGUUGUCGCCUUUGCCGAAUUCUUUAUACACGGAAAGGAUGUCCCCGUACUUUGACAUCGAAGUUUAUCGAACCCGACUUGCUGCACUUUUCUACUCGUACGGACAAAGGAAAAUUGACGAAAGUAUUGAUAGCGAGGAUGAGAAGCAAUCCAAGUCUUCUAAGGCAUCUAAAUUGAAGAAAUAG
Molecule: messenger RNA, 810 nt
Organism: Cannabis sativa
Lineage: Eukaryota; Viridiplantae; Streptophyta; Magnoliopsida; Rosales; Cannabaceae
Exons: 3
Coding region: 22-810 (262 amino acids)
Biological process (GO): proteolysis
Molecular function (GO): cysteine-type peptidase activity
Source: RefSeq, a predicted model, not a curated record